Messenger RNA from Conger conger (European conger), 2771 nucleotides. RefSeq names its product SUZ domain-containing protein 1-like. The record is from RefSeq and is a predicted model, not a curated record. Lineage: Eukaryota; Metazoa; Chordata; Actinopteri; Anguilliformes; Congridae. The transcript is spliced from 4 exons. The coding region runs from base 81 to 563 and encodes 160 amino acids.
AGCCAUUCUUGGCCAGAGUGUGUGUGCGUGUGUGUGUGUAUGUGUGUGUGAGCGUGUGUCUGGGUCUGGGAGGCUGGAACAUGGAAGAUGAUGAGGUUGCAGAGAGCUGGGAGGAAGCAGCGGACAGUGGGGAAAUAGAGAGAAGACUGGAAGCAAAACUAAGGAUCAGUCAGAAAGAGAAGAGAGCCAGUGCUGGCUCUGGACGCUCCCCUGUAAAGACUGCCAUCGUGAUCCAGGACGACUCCCUCCCUGCGGCGCCCCCUCCCCAAAUUCGCAUCCUGAAGCGGCCCUCCAGUAAUGGGUCCCUGGGGUCGUCCGCGGCUUCCACACGGGCCGCCCCGCAGGUGAAGUCCCUGGCCCAGCGGGAGGCAGAGUACGCCGAGGCCAGGAGGAGGAUCCUGGGCAGUGCCAGCCCAGAGGACUCCCCUCAGGAUAGACCCAACACAGACAGAUCAGUGCGUGUGAGCGCCCCCCAGCCUUCGGAGGACCUAAGGACAAACAAUCGCGCGAUCCGCCAGCCAGCUGGACCAGAUGGCACACAAGGCUUUCACCAGCGCAGAUAGGAGGGAGAGAGGAAUCCACUAUAUCAUUCUGCCCUGGGUGGACCAGGGUGGUGGGACAGGGGGGUGCUGAAAUGGGUUGUAUUAGCAAGAUUAUAAGGAUGAAGUAUAAGAAAAUGAGUGAAUACUCCCCUCUGACUAUUCCUUCCCUGCAGAUAUCUGGCCCUGUGUAUGUGCAUGCGAGAAAGAGAGCAGUUGGGUAGGGGCUGAAAACAUGGGGAGGAGUUUGAGGGCCAAAACGUUUCUCCCGAUUGACACUGUGAUGAGGACAUUGCCUCUUCAGGACUCUUCACUGUGAUACCCCCCUAGAUAUGCCCAAAAGUACCCCCCCGCCCCACCGUCCCUCCCUCCCUCCCUACUGCUGAUCAGGACCCCAGUUAAGGCCACCUCCUUGAGAUAAGGAACACAAAAGACUUGAGUGUGUAAGCUGGAGCAGGAGAAAUGGUGGUCAGGUGUCACCAUUGUCUCUCAGCAAUAAUACUAAUAUCAUCACUGAAGAUCAUCCCUUCCCCUCGACUGUCCGCCUGUCUGUGUGCUGUUUAUACUGCCCAUCUGCUUUUUAUUUUUAGUUCAUACUUCGAUGACUGAUUACAUUUGUUUGUUUUUGUUUAACUGGGGGGGUGGGGGGAUGCAUUUGAACAGAUGAAAGCAUAAAAGUACUACUCUUGUUUGCUGUUACAUUUGCAUUUUUUUUAUUUAGCUAUUCCGACUUUUACUUUUGUCGUUUCUAUUUAAAACAAGUAUUGACAACAAAAACAAAAAAUUAAAUGACAACAAACAUCUAAAAAGUGGAUUCCAGUCGAUUUUAAAGUUUAUGUUUUGAGGUAGUGAUUACAGAAGUAGUGUUUUCAUUAGAAAAACGAUAGGAAAUUAAAGAUCUUGAAGAGGGAAAAGAGAUUUUAAGAAGGCCAAAAAAGUACUGUAAAUAUGCCUGUGGCUGUCUUGCUGGUAAUAGCAGAUGGACAUAGAUGGAGAUAUAUGUGAACAACACAUGAGUCUCCACAAAUUUGUGUGGAAUUAAAGCAAGUAUUAAGAGAUGUAUAUCAGCAUUUGUAUUUCACAUUCUCUUUUUUGUCCCGAGUUGUCCACUAGAGUGCAUCCCCAUCUGUUCUAAUGUCUUACACAAGUAUGCGAGGUCACUUAUGCUGCCUAAAUGGAGAGUAAGAACUCAGCCUGCGUGUGGAAAGAAAAAUGAAUGUUCAACUUUAUACCGCAAUGCCACAACAGUAAUGUGUGGGAUUAGGGUGAAGCCAAAGGAGAAAAUGCUGAUUUCUCCAGCAUUUCAGGCCUAGACAAUUUCACAAUUAUUUCCCUUUUGAGAAAAGAGAAAAAAGGAAAGGUUUAUUUUGGCUGCUUGAGUUGUGUGGGCAUGUGCGCUCGUGCUCAGAUCAGUUUUGAGUCAGUCGGUGCAUUAGGGACAUGAAGGCCUUAACUAUGAUAUACUGGGACCUAUUUUGUUUGUGGAUCAUCCUAACAUUUCUAACGCACCUCGGAUUCUUACCCAGGGGUGCUGCUUAGACACGGCAUGCUAAAGCUGAAGGGAAACGAAACCCCUCUCCCUGUCAUCCAUUGACUCCCCUCAUUUUGCCUUAGAGAGACUGGUGGGUCCUCAGGCACUGUGCCAGAGCCCCUUCACACGAGGCACCAUCACAGCCAGCCUGAAAGCAGGAGAGAAAGCCCUGAUUUUUAUUCUGUAUGACAAACGGCCUGUAAAUACUUUUAAGAUGUGCCCUUUAAUAAGAGAUUGGGGGGAAAAAAUGAAAAUGGCAAACAAUGUGUAUGUAUAUUUUUGGUUGGUUUAGAAUAUUUUAUUUUUUCUACUGUGUAAAAUAGCUUGUGUAUGUAUGUAUGUAUAUGUUGACUAUUUGUCCCUCACCCAUUUAACAGCCAGUGUAAAACAUGAGCUGGAACUUGGCUUUAAUUAUAAUGUGGGAUGUCAUGAGGAUGUCGGAUUGAGGGGUCCCAAUGCAGGCAAGUGGGAAAGGUAUAUUUACUUAAGUGCCAUACAAAUGAGAAACAGUCCCUUUUCUAACCUUUUGUGUAUUUCUGUUCUCUUGGAGUCACCAAAAUGUAGUGAACAACUGAAACCCACAAAGAGGGCUGUGUAAACAUCCUUUAAAUAAGUGUCUGAACAAGAAGCUAUGCCUUUUUGUACCCCUUGCGCUUCACUGUCAGGUUGAUCUGUAAAUACAUUUGUCUGUCAGAACUGUA